AUGUACGACUUCGACGUGCCCACUGACUUCGGCCAGGCCACUGUGCGCAUUGGUCUGCCACCGGCCUCCCUACUCAACUUCCCUCCCAACGAGCUCCCAGUGACCAUUCCGGCUCCCCACGUCGAUACCCUCACCUGGAAACAGCCGUUCAACAUCCCCAAUGACCUAUAUAAUCAGCUCCUCGACGUGCGCGUCCCAAUCACUAUCGCUAGCGUCUAUGCGAUCACUGUGGUCUUGAUCAACCGCAUCAACAAGAGCCGCGGAUAUAAGCCCUAUGCCUUCAGCAACACCCGGUUGUUCAAGCUAUUUGUCGUUCUCCACAAUGUCUUCCUGGCCGUAUACUCUGCCUGGACCUUCGCGGGUAUGUUCCAGGCUUUCAGCAGCUCUUUCCCCGAUCGCGACGAUCCCCACGGUCUUGUUGGGGUGGUCGAUUCAUUGUGCAAGAUCAACGGUCCUCGUGGAUACGGCAACGCUGCGACCUACAGCCCCAUCACCAACACCUGGUCCAUCCCCAAUUCCUCCUUCCACCUGACCAAUGGUAUGCCUGAUCCCACGGAUGUGGGCCGUCUCUGGAACCAGGGUCUGGCCUACUUUGGGUGGAUCUUCUACUUGUCCAAGUUCUACGAGGUCGUUGACACUGCUAUUAUUUUGGCCAAGGGUAAGAAGAGCUCCACUCUUCAAACCUACCACCACGCGGGAGCUAUGAUGUGUAUGUGGGCUGGAAUCCGCUACAUGGCUGCUCCUAUUUGGAUCUUCUGCUUGGUGAACUCGGCUAUCCACGCUAUGAUGUACACCUACUAUACCAUCACUGCCCUCCGUAUCCGCGUCCCCAACCCCAUCAAGCGCAGCUUGACCACCAUGCAAAUCACACAGUUCGUUUUUGGAACGAACAUGGCUGCCGCAUACCUCUUCGUGCACUACACUAUCCCCUACCCCUCGGGUAGCGCAGCCCUGCACGACAUUUCUGCCGCCGCAUCUGCCGCCGUCAGCUCCGAGACCGGUGCUCUUCCCUGGCUGAAGAAGCUUGCCUUCCGCGCCGCAGGCGCUGAGGGUAUCGCCGAAAACGUGGGCACCUUCGGCACCGCCCCAGUUCAGCAGUCCGGCUACUCCCAGGAAAUGGUGACCUGCAUGGACACCACGGGCCAAGCCUUCGCCAUCUGGCUUAACGUCUCCUACCUCCUCCCGUUGACUUAUCUCUUUGCGCGAUUCUUCGUGCGCUCCUACCUCAACCGCAAGGAUCCUGGCGUCAAGCAGCCCACCCACAUGGAGGCGGCCGAGAAGGCUGGUAUGGAAGCCCUGAAAAGUCUCAGCCGCGAGAUUCGCAAGGCUGCUAUCGAGGGCGAGAACAGUGAAUUCACCACCGAUGACGAGGUGAUGAAGGCUCGAGUGCAGAAGAUCGCCGAGGCUUCGGCCCCCGCACCGGACUCCCCGGUCCGAACGCGCUCUGCGGCUUCUAAGAAGGCUUCGGCUUCGGCUUCGGCAGGUCGCUCGGAGUCGGAACAGGGAUUUGCCCCUGUUCCCUCUAAGAAGGGUGCUAAGAAGUCCAAGGCCGAGAAAGGUUCGCCUUCUCCCAACACUAAGGGAGAGAAUCCUUUCGGAGUCCUGGACAACAAUGCCUGA
This is a messenger RNA of Penicillium olsonii, 1620 nucleotides long. Lineage: Eukaryota; Fungi; Ascomycota; Eurotiomycetes; Eurotiales; Aspergillaceae. The record is from the annotation of a GenBank genome assembly.